This is a messenger RNA of Owenia fusiformis, 4216 nucleotides long. The record is from the annotation of a GenBank genome assembly. NCBI's taxonomy places the organism in Eukaryota, Metazoa, Annelida, Polychaeta, Sabellida, Oweniidae.
CUUAGUUAGUUCAGGUCUCUCAAACAAUCUAUUGUCGUUACAUAAGGAUCAUUUAUUGAGUUAUAAACUAAUGGAGGCAUACAGAGAUUUCCCAAUUAACGAUUAUAAAUACAAAAGUUGGUGAAUUAAUAAGUUUUAACAAUCAAAGAAAAUGGAGACAUUUCAUUAUUGAAUAUGAUUGAUUUGCGACUUAAUCAUGUCAAACCGUAACUGGAUAUGGUAAAAUAAUGUUCCAACACACAGUGGCAUGGCUUACAAGUUUUAGGAGAUUACAGGAAUUUUAACAAAGAGUUCUAAUUUAGCUGCAGGAGAUUUUUUGAUGAAGUGAAUAAAGUUUAUGAGAUUAUGAUACAACUUUGAACGUAUUAGAGAAAUACUUUAGGUUGGAAUAUGAGUGUUAGUGAAAGUAAGGUGAAGAAAGUUGGGUUUGUAAAUCCAACUGGAGGUCAGCUGAUCUGGAAUGCCAUGUCAACCCAAAGGCAGAUAAGGGCUUCGCGGCAGAAAUCCGCAUCACCCGGGAGGAAAGAUGGAAAAUCUCGCUCAAAAUCCCCACCAAAAUCUGGCAGGUCUUCCCGAUCGAAAUCUCCUCCAAAAUCAGGGAAAUCUAGGUCAAAAUCUCCACCAAAACAAGUCAGAAUCGCUGCAUCUGCAAAAUCAGGGAGUAGCGAGGGUACAGGAAUUGCAUCAGCCAAUCAGAAAGAGCGUGGACUGAAGGUUCUGGACUACUCUGACCAAGGAAUGACAUCAGUUCCAAUAUCACUGUUCAUAGGGAACAGUCUGACGGGAGUUCUUAAUCUAUCCAGUAACAACCUACGCUCAAUCCCCUCAGCUGUCUACAAAAUGGAAAGUCUCUUUCGGAUAGAUCUCAGCCGAAAUGGAAUCCGCUGUAACCAUCCUAACGACUACGGUGGGCUCCCUAAAGAAAUGGAGAAUCUUAAAGAUUUAGAGAUUUUUGCCAUCUCAGAAUGUAAUCUGCUGUUCGUUCCUCCAGCAAUAUGGCGACUGAAGACUCUUUUAAAACUGGAUCUCAGUCGGAACAAAUUUAAUAUUCUAUUCCCAGAAAUAGGACAACUGACAAAUUUGAAACAUUUGAACUUACAACAAACAAAUAUUGUAACAUUGCCCCCGGAAAUUGCGUACUGCCAAGACCUGGAGGAGAUCCUACUCUGGGGGAACACAAUUGAGAGCCUGCCUGAUACGUUAAAGAUGAUGAAGAGACUAAAACGACUGUCCAUGAACCAUAGAAGCUUCUGUGCAGGCAUCGAUUCAUACAUGGAGAACCUGCUCAGAAAAGGCCAGAUCCAAUCAGAGCAUAUCCCACCUGUUUUAUUUGAACUACCUGGAUUAGAACUCUUAGAUCUUGAAGGAACCAAGAUAAACAAUCUCCCCGAAAAGUGCCUUCCUUCUCUCCGUGAACUUUACUUGAACAAGAAUUUCUUCCAAACCAUGCCAUCUGCUGUAUUCUACUUGAAGCAUAUCAAGGUCUUAGACAUCUCAAAUAAUGUCAUAAAGAAAGUACCAAAAGAAAUUGGUAAUAUAAAAACAAUAGAGGUCUUACGAAUGAACAAUAACAUUAUAGAACAUGUACCAAGUGCUAUAGGGAAACUGAUCAAUCUAUUGGAGUUAGAAAUGAGUGGGAAUCUAAUCUCCACUCUACCCCGCAAACUGGGCAACCUAAGCAAGCUAAAAAGGCUCAUGUUGGGUCAUAACAAAAUAGCAGAGCUCCCUGAUAGCAUAUGUGAAUUAAGAGCACUCGGGACCCUUGACCUCACAGAUAAUAAGCUGGUGUCGCUCCCCAUGCAGUUAUUCCAGCUGGAAAAUAUCUCUUCAGCACACAGCUACAGAAAACUCCACCAAACAGGGCUAUGGCUACACAACAAUCCACUCACUACACCCCCGCAGGAAAUAUGGAAAACUGACGAUCAUUUGAAAAUAUUUGAGUAUCUGAAAAAGCUUCAAAUUCUAACGAUUAAGAAUCUAAAACGUCAAAAAAUGUUAGUGAUUGGUGAUUCUCAAGCAGGGAAAACGACGCUCAUUAACACCCUGAUCCAACAUAAAUCCAUGCUGACCAAUGGCGUUGAUGAUAGCACUUCAAUCCUUGAACAAAAUCAAUGGAAGACAGAAAAUAAUGUGAGGUUCACAGUGUUUGAUUUUGGCGGUGAUUCAACAUACAAAAUCAUGCACCCGAUGUUCCUGGACCCCAAAGCCUUGAUCCUGCUUGUGUAUGACCAUCGAAAGUACACAGAACAAGGUCAUCAGGAAGCAAUAGGCUACUGGAUUGAUAUGCUACACAUGCACACCCCAGGUGCAGUUGUAAAACUAGUGGGAACCCAUAUAGAUCUCUGCUAUGAGGGAAUCAUUGAGAGUACAACCGAGGCUGUAACGCAACAGGUACAGCAACAGCUAGAUGCUCACACACAGAAGCUUCAAGAUGAGCUCAACAAGAUUGAGAGACAACUAGCAACAGCUGAGAGAACCAACAAUCAAGCUGCUUUAGGCACACUGCAAAAAAAGAAGAAUAAAAUCCAGGUUCUUAUCAACAACCCACUGAGGGUUAUUCCUGAUGUCAGCCUGGUUAGCUGUUCACAGGAUCUCACUGGUGUUUCUCAGUUAGAGGGUGACGUUGAACGACUCGUUAUUGAUAAAACAUUGUUCCCAUAUGCUCAGAACCCAGUGCCACCUAUAUGGGAUCGUCUAGGUGCCAGGAUGAAGAAUCUGAAGGAGCGAUACAUCACAUGGCCUAUAGUUAGAAACUGUGGGGUGAAGCUAGGAAUCGAGGAUGAUACAUUAGUGAGGGCUUUAACGUACCUCUGUGAUACAGGUGAAAUCAUGUGGUUCCCAAACCUUCACCAUCUCAGAAUGGUUGUCUUCCACAAACCCAGGCUCCUUAUCAACCUCAUUCACGGUCUCUAUCGGCAUAACAUCAACAACUUCUUGGAUUUCUCAGAGAACCGAACCCUCGCUAGCAAGGGCCAGUUCACAGUAGAUACCUUUGAAGAGGCUAAAAUGAAUUUCUUGACUCUCGGACAAGUGUCUAGGCCUCUUAUGAACUGCUUCUGGUUUUAUCUCAAACUCAGCUAUGAGGAAUUUAACGAACUUGUUGAUUUUGUGCCUCUGUUGGAUAUCUGCUACACUAUUCCUCAAUCUGAGGUGCCAGUCAGGAAAUCAGAAUACGAUCCACUAGUGGUGAUCCCAUGGUACAAUAGGGACCCAAAACCUGAUGAUCUUGAUUCAAUAUGGCCGCCUGAGUUGCCUAGUGACCAUACCGAGCAAGAACUCACAUAUACAUUCCCAAUUCAAGUGCCUGAUGGACUAUUUGAAAAACUGCUUGCGCGGAUACAGGAUUUUGUCAAAAGUCGUAUUGACUGGAGAGAUCUGACAUAUGCAACUAUUGAAAAUGGCGUUGUGUUGAUUGAACGGAAGUUAAAUGCAGCCAUGUAUGACUAUAUCAUAUCGACGACUGUGAGGACCACAGAGCCCCAAAGUGCACAUGAACUAUUUAAUCAGAUCAAGGAUAUCAUGCAAGAACUAACAUCAUUCAGUCAAGGUGCCAUUUACUCUAUAGCAUUGCAGUGAAAUAAAAUGUGACAAAAGGGUCAAUACUAUUUUCAAAGACAUGAAAAGACAAAGAGCAACAUUUGAGAAAAGAUAUUUAGAGGAAUAAUUAUGAAAGAAAAUGAAGUUAUCAGCACUUCAUUACAAUUAACUUCAUGAUUGCAUAGGGUUUAUUUGAACCAAUAUAUUUAUCUACUUAAGACUAAUAAAAUGUGAUAUUUUAUUUUGCAAGAAAUAGUGCUGUUGUGACAUUGUCUAUACAGAUCCAUAAACUGACACUUUGUUUAUUGGCAAUAACCAUAAUUAUGAACUAUGGAUUUAGCCAUUUUAAUCCGACAUGACAUCUUGCACCAAAAUCAUUUUUCUUCAAUAUCAGCUUAUGUUACUUAUCUCCAUGGAAGGGAUUUACUUAUUGGCAAUGUUUUAAAGCUAAACAAGACAGUCUGAGAGACAUAACAUACCAUUAAAAUACAACACACUUUUUUACUUUUGAUUAACAUGAUUUUGCUAAAAUUACAAUAGCUUGAUUGUGAUUUUUGAAAAUAUCAAAUGUUAAUUUCAUCAUUGAUGUAAAUGGAAAAUAUGUGUACUCCGAAAUAGGAAUAAUAGUGAAUUCAUCAGGUGAGGACAGAUGUUUAACCCCAUUCCCGAUCCCAUACUC